Molecule: messenger RNA, 1356 nt
Organism: Sparassis crispa
Lineage: Eukaryota; Fungi; Basidiomycota; Agaricomycetes; Polyporales; Sparassidaceae
Product: Mitochondrial import inner membrane translocase subunit tim44
Exons: 7
Coding region: 1-1356 (451 amino acids)
Biological process (GO): protein import into mitochondrial matrix
Cellular component (GO): mitochondrial inner membrane
Molecular function (GO): protein-folding chaperone binding
Source: RefSeq, a predicted model, not a curated record
AUGCUCCCCCGCCAUCUCCGCCGUGUAGUCCUCACCCCCUCGGCCCCUGCUCUCAUCAGAGCUGCCCUCCUCGCCCGCAACACCGCCCGCCUCAGCCGCCUCCCGCCCUCAUCAGCAUUCCACUCCUCCUCGCCGCGCCACGAUGAGCCCAAGUCGCCGUUCCAGACGUUCGUCGAGGUCCUCAGGGAGGAACUCCGCAAAAAUCGCGAGCUCCAGGACAACGUGAAGCAGCUUCAGGGCGACGUCGAUAAGCUCCAGGACUCGGACGCGAUGCGCCGCGCGCGGGCGGCGUACGAGCGGGCGAGGUUGACGUCGAGCAUCAAAGAGAACCCGCGAUUGCGCGCUGCAGCGGAGGAGCUCCGCAAGACCGGUGUCAAGGUGGGCGACGCCGUCUCGGAGGCACUCAAGACGAUGGAGGAGAGCGAUGUCAUGCGCGCAAUUUCCAGAGCGUCCUCCGCGGUGUCAUCGACGAUCGCGACGACGACGGAGCCGAUCCGCAAUACAGCUGCCUACAAGGUCCUCUCUGAGACACUCAUAGAUGCUUUAGACGACAGCGGGAGCGCAAAGCAUGGUGGGUUCGAGGAAAAGGAGGUGCGGCGGAAGCGGCGGCAGAUGCGUCUCGCGAAGGCGGGAAUCAGCACCAUCGCCGGGGGAGGGGGGCGCGUGGAGGCGAACGCCGAGGCGGGCUCCGCGCUGGUGCUGCACAAGGACUCGCCGCGGCGCGAGGCAUGGGAGCGCAUGAAGGCGACGAACCCGCUCCUGCGCUCGCUCGUCUCGCUGCGGCAAGCGUACGAUGAGUCCGAGAACCCUGUGGUCUCGUCGCUGCGCUCCGUGACGCAGACGAUCGGGAGCUGGUUCGACGAAAACGAGAACGCGCGCGUGCAGCGGCUCAUGAAGGCGCUCGACCCGACGUUCAACAUGGAGUCCUUUGAGCGCGAGCUCCGCGAGUACAUCGUACCUGAGGUCGUCGAUGCAUACCUGAGCGCGGAUCGGGAGGCGCUGGAGGCGUGGUGCGGCGAGGCGACGUACAAUGUCUUGUGGGCGACGAUGGAACAGUACCUAAAACAAGGACUCAUCAGCGACAGCAAAGUCCUAGAUAUCCGCCAAGUCGAUGUUUCGGCUGGCAAGGUCCUCGAAAACGACGUACCCGUGUUCGUGAUCACGUUCGCGACGCAGGAGAUGCUGCUCUUCCGAAACGCGAAGACGGGUGAGAUUAUGGUCGGCGCGGAGGACCGCCUCGAGCAAUGCCACUACGCUGCAGUGAUCACGCGCGUAGAGGGCGAUCUCGACAACGAGCUCACCGGUGGCUGGAAGGUCGUCGAGAUGGCGAGACGAUCCGCGCGCGCAUACCUAUAG